Melanotaenia boesemani (Boeseman's rainbowfish) is the source of this 561-nucleotide messenger RNA. Its product is annotated as G2/M phase-specific E3 ubiquitin-protein ligase-like. The transcript has 3 exons. Bases 193 to 561 code for a protein of 122 amino acids. NCBI's taxonomy places the organism in Eukaryota, Metazoa, Chordata, Actinopteri, Atheriniformes, Melanotaeniidae. The record is from RefSeq and is a predicted model, not a curated record.
CAGAUCGAUCGCGGCGCUGUCAACAGAUUUAACAUCUGCCGAUCUGACAUCUGGGAUGGAGCUGUGAGAGGGUUCAGAAGAGGAACAUUUGCUGAAACAAACGAUCUCCUUGUGAAGUUCUCUGAUGAUGAAGGCAGAUUUGAGGAAGGUCUCGAUACAGGUGGCCCAAAAAGAGAAUUCCUCUCCCUUUUGAUGAAAAGGCUAAACAAACGACCCAUAUUUGAUGGUCCGGAACAGAGCCGCUACCUUGUCUACAAUUCAACAGCAAUCAGAGAGGAUGAAUACAGUUUGGCAGGGAAGAUGAUUGCCAUGUCUAUUGUACAUGGUGGACCUGGCCCAAAUUUUCUUUCAAAAGAUGUGGUCAGCCACAUCUCAGGGCAGUCCAGUUUCAAUCCAUCUAUAGGCGACAUCACAGAUGAAGAAAUAGGGAAAGUGCUACAACAGAUUGAGGUUGCAUCCACAUUGGAGAGCCUGCGAGACCUGAUAUUCCAGAACAGCACCAUGUUGCAGACUGCAGGGUGUUUUAAACGUGUCAGUGGAGGAAAAACACUCAAUUGUUAA